Helianthus annuus (common sunflower) is the source of this 711-nucleotide messenger RNA. Its product is annotated as formin-like protein 14. The record is from RefSeq and is a predicted model, not a curated record. Lineage: Eukaryota; Viridiplantae; Streptophyta; Magnoliopsida; Asterales; Asteraceae. The coding region runs from base 1 to 711 and encodes 236 amino acids. The transcript is spliced from 2 exons.
AUGAUCGAGUCUUUGUAUUCUACAAACUAUUUCCAGUAUUAUGGGGUUUUGUAUACAUUACUUGAUAUAACUUCACCAUUGGACAUAGGGUUAGCCAAUGGUCAGGCUCGCGGCACCCGCUCCCAGCGUGGGGUCGGGGGUUGCGACAACCACCGUCGCCGCCACCCCGAAGGCCACCACUGCCAUCGCCACCCACCCGCCACCGUUGCCGCCCACCGCCGCCUCUGCCACACCCAACCACCACCGCUGUCGCUGCCACCACCACUACUCGUCGCCGACGCCAGCCACCACCAUCUUCGCCGCCACCACCGCCCACCGCCCACCGCCACUACCGCCACCCCGAAGGCCACCACCGCCGUCGCCACCCACCCGCCACCGUUGCCACCCACCGCCGCCUCCGCCACAACCACCCACCGCCGCCGUCGCCAGCCACCACCAUCUCCGCCGCCGCCACCCACCGCCACUGCCACCACUAGCCACCGCUACCACCAACCAUCACCGCCACACACCACCGACGCCCACCGCCGUCACCACCCGCCAGUCGCCGCAACCUGCAACCUACCACCGUCACACCCACUGCCACCCACCCGCCAUCGCCUCCACCUCCACUGCCACCAACCACCACCACCACUCACCAUCAAUGUUAUUCCUUCGUCUUUUUUUGUCUACCAGACAAUACACGAUAAUUAUUCAUUUCAUUUCCGAUGGUAA